Molecule: messenger RNA, 1059 nt
Organism: Chironomus riparius
Lineage: Eukaryota; Metazoa; Arthropoda; Insecta; Diptera; Chironomidae
Source: the annotation of a GenBank genome assembly
CUUUAUCGCUGACAACUUUUAUAUCUGUUGUAGAACAAAUAUUUAACAACAGAUUUCAUUUCUACAGUCUUGCUCCUCAUAUCGUCGCGAGUGGCAUCGUGUGCUCACUGUUGUUACUGUUUUUACUUUUUUUUUUUAUUAUUAUUUAUUUCAAAGCCUCAACACGACUCAGACUCAGGGAAACAAACUAAAGUUUUUUUUUUACUCAUUCAGUUUUCUUUCGUCAGUCAAUCUAAAAUUCCGAUUAUUCAAGUUCGUCGAUUGAUUUUUUGAAGGAAUGAGGUCAACCGGUAAAGUCAUAAAUAAUUAAUAAAAAAAAAUUAAAUCACGACUUAUUGCUGAUAAAAUAAAGUUUAAGUGACGAAAUAAAAAAAGAAUUUUUUUUAUCAAGUGUUCGGCACUUGACUUUAAUUGCAUAACAAAAACAAGAAGGUUUCCUUCGAAUGCAAUCGGAUGUUCAUGAAAAUGAAAAAGUGUCAAUAUUGAGGAGGCAUUAUUGCUCCAUUUAGAGUAAUUUAGUGUGAUGAAAAGUGAACGAAAUUCAGUCAUCGUGAAGAUAUUUCAUGACUAGUUCCAUUCAAUUAUUAUGUGUGCAUUAUAAUAAAAAGUCAACAAAUAAAUAUUAUUCCGUACUUACUUACAUACAUCUCUUUGCUCUUAUCAUCGUAAACAACAAGUCAAAUAAUUAAUAAUAAAAAAUAAUAUAUAGUAUAAUUAUGUGUGUACAGAACGAGAGACGAGACGAGAUUUUGUAAAAAAAAAUAUAUGAACUAGUAACAAGAACAUCAAAAGACUAUAAUUCGUGCCAAAAUGUCAAAAGAACCGUUCAAUUUAAAAAUGGAUUUACUCAAAACACCACGGAUCCAGAAGAUGGGAGUCUCAAUGACAUCCCUAAAAUCAACUACCGACGAUGAUGAUGCCACAAGUGGAUUGGGUUAUCAAAAUACUUUGAACUCAAAAAUUCCAUCGAUUAGUCAAGCACAACUUCCAAAUUCUCAAAAAGUAUCACUCGGGCUGAAAAGUGCUCAUCAAACCAAUCAAGCAAUUUAUGAGAAUUAG